GAUAAUAUUUAUGCCUCAUAUUAAGUUACCUAAUUUUCGACUUGGUAUUUCGCCAUCAGUUAGAUCAUCUUAUAAAAUGGAUAAUUUGACUCCAUCCUAAAAAUUAGAUUUAGUGGCAGCACGUAUAUUUGGAAUUUCUUUCGGUGGUAAUUUAAGAAAUGGAAUGAAGGCAAUAAAGAAAUUAGAAACAGGAUAAAAUAGAGCUAUGUAAUAUAGUGUUCCAGUUUGGAAUCCAGCGUAAUGAUCUAUAUAUUAAGUUAAAAGACAAUGGUUUCCAUUUAUGACAUAAUGGAGGAAAUUAGAAUUUAAUAGAAAAUUAGUAGAUGGAAGAAAGAUGAGAAUAAUGAUGAGAGGUGUAAAAAUAGGUAGAUAGAAAGGAGGUGAAAAAAUCUCAAUUCUUAAUAUUUAUGAACGCAAAAAAGCAAGCAUGGAGUGAUU
Paramecium sonneborni is the source of this 438-nucleotide messenger RNA. The record is from the annotation of a GenBank genome assembly. Lineage: Eukaryota; Ciliophora; Oligohymenophorea; Peniculida; Parameciidae.